CGUCUCCAUCGCUGCACUCAAUAGUUCUAUCGUCCCUCACGCGGACUCCCGUCCGCAGGAGGCUGAAUAAAAUCGCAGGGGUAGAUCGCCUGGACUUGUUUGGCCUGAUGUUUCGAGGGGCAGAGGCGAAGAAGGGCUUUCUUCCGAUCCAAUACCGUUUAGCCGAUGGUCGCCUCUCCGACCAUCUGAAUCCUAAUCAAUCCCGUCUCUCCGAGCAGCAAUCUAAAGAGAAAUAAGAGGGGUGGAAAAAUAGUGGUGGAAAUGGGCGGUAGCGGCGGCGGCGAAAGGACGCCGGAGGGUUCGGAGGAGCAGCAGAAGCGGUCGGAGAUAUACACGUACGAGGCGCCGUGGCACAUCUACGCGAUGAACUGGAGCGUGCGGCGGGACAAGAAGUACCGGCUGGCCAUCGCGAGCCUCCUGGAGCAGUUCCCGAACCGCGUGGAGAUCGUCCAGCUGGACGACUCCACCGGCGAGAUCCGCUCCGACCCGGCCCUCUCUUUCGAGCACCCCUACCCCCCCACCAAGACCAUGUUCGUCCCCGACCGCGACUGCCUCCGGCCCGACCUCCUCGCCACCUCCGCCGACUUCCUCCGCAUCUGGCGCAUAUCGUCGGAUGACGAAGGCGACGACGAAAACAACAAGAAGAGCAACUCCUCCUCCAAGUCGUCGUCGCGCGUGGAGCUCCGGUCCCUCCUCAACGGCAACCGCAACUCCGAGUUCUGCACCCCCCUGACCUCCUUCGACUGGAACGAGGCGGAGCCGCGCCGCGUGGGCACUUCCUCCAUCGACACCACCUGCACCAUCUGGGAUAUCGAGCGCGAGGCCGUGGACACCCAGCUCAUCGCCCACGACAAGGAGGUCUACGACAUCGCCUGGGGCGGCGUCGGCGUCUUCGCCUCCGUCUCCGCCGACGGCUCCGUCCGCGUCUUCGACCUCCGCGACAAGGAGCACUCCACCAUCAUCUAUGAGUCGGCCGACCCCCCGGAGACCCCGCUCGUCCGCCUCGGCUGGAACAAGCAGGACCCCCGCUACAUGGCCACAAUCAUCAUGGACUCCGCCAAGGUCGUCGUCCUCGACAUCCGCUUCCCCACUCUCCCCGUCGUCGAGCUCCACCGCCACCAGGCCAGCGUCAACGCCGUCGCCUGGGCCCCUCACAGCUCCUGCCACAUCUGCACCGCCGGGGACGACUCCCAGGCCCUCAUCUGGGACCUCUCCUCCAUGGGCACCGCCGGAGGCAGCGCCUCGGGCGGAGGCGGCCAGCAGGCUGCUGCCGCUGCCGACGGCGGCCUCGACCCCAUACUCGCCUACACCGCCGGGGCCGAAAUCGAGCAGCUACAGUGGUCCUCCACUCAGCCCGACUGGGUUGCCAUCGCCUUCUCCACCAAGCUCCAGAUACUCAGGGUUUGAGAGUCAGACAUACAGAGGAACAAAGAAAGAUUGGCAGGAUCUGGGAAAUGGUGAUUGAGAGCAUAACUCAAGUAUAGCUUUGUCUAAAAGUUCAAGGUGGGGCCUUUUUCAGGUAAACCUUUUCCAGCUUCUGUAAGAGCUAGAAAUUUGUUUCAUAAUUUUUACUACAUACCUCAAAUGAUAAAAGAGAUUCCAGCCCUACAAGAAGUGGAUUUAUCAAUGGUGCAAUCAACCUAACCAGAACUGGUAGUCCCCCAGGAUGGCAUUUGAAUAAAAUCUAUGGAAGAUAAGGUGAGGCUGCACACCCAAUGGAAUCCGCUGCGAUUAGAUGGCAUCUGAGUAAAAGUCUGUGGAAGAUGUGGCCAGCCUGCACGUUUAAAUUACGUGAACAGGUCGGAGAGAUGGCAAUCUCUUUUGUGGAAUCGGUGCUUUCAUGUUUGUGCAUCUAUUGCUCGAUUAUUCUGAGCCUUUGCAGCCAAUCAAACCGAAUGAAGAAAGUUUACUUGGUGAACAUUUUCUUGUUUGUGUGGGAAAAAAAAUGCCUACUCCAAAGCA
This is a messenger RNA of Phoenix dactylifera (date palm), 1962 nucleotides long. The record is from RefSeq and is a predicted model, not a curated record. NCBI's taxonomy places the organism in Eukaryota, Viridiplantae, Streptophyta, Magnoliopsida, Arecales, Arecaceae.